Lobosporangium transversale is the source of this 1758-nucleotide messenger RNA. RefSeq names its product pseudouridine synthase. The transcript is spliced from 2 exons. The coding region runs from base 1 to 1758 and encodes 585 amino acids. Gene Ontology annotation, molecular function: pseudouridine synthase activity; RNA binding. The record is from RefSeq and is a predicted model, not a curated record. Gene Ontology annotation, biological process: mRNA pseudouridine synthesis; tRNA pseudouridine synthesis. NCBI's taxonomy places the organism in Eukaryota, Fungi, Mortierellomycota, Mortierellomycetes, Mortierellales, Mortierellaceae. Gene Ontology annotation, cellular component: cytoplasm; nucleus.
AUGCCUACCAAUAAGGACCGUCUCAAAAGUAAAUUCAGUAAAGCAGAGCGUAGGCGGAGGAAUAAGGAAGGGGAGACGGCCGUCAUGCUCGCAUCCAGUAGCAGUAUCGUCGACAAGUAUUCAACAUGGCCCAGAGAAGCUUUGGUACAAAGAAUCAGAGAAUUGGAGGCCGCAAAAGGCACGAUAACAGCGUCAUCAUCGUCCAUAUCAGUUAUUCCUGCACAUUUGACAGGAUCAGAGACGACUUCCGGCGCAGACACUCCUUCUUCCCAACCAGAUUCACCAGCACAAUCCUUUUCUUCUAUCGAGACCCCAAAGCGCAAGGACAGACGGCCGUUUGAUUUUUCGAAAUAUGCAAAGCGGCAUGUGGCUUUCAAGAUCGCUUACUUUGGCUGGCCUUAUGCUGGCUUUGCAUCUCAGGGCGCGGUUGAUGUCAAGACUGUCGAAUCUGAAUUAUUCAACGCACUUUUGGCGGCUAGGAUUAUUGAAGAUCCACAGAACUGCAACUAUUCACGCUGUGGGAGAACGGACCGAGGAGUUAGUGGACUGGGACAGGUUAUUGCUUUGACAGUCCGGUCCGCCCUACCGAAGAGUUCGCCUUAUGUAAUCCGCUCUGAGGGCGAUGGGUAUGAUCCCAAAGCAGAGGAAGAAAAAUCUGAAGGAUUAACUCAGGAGGAACUUGAGAGCAAAGCAGGCGUGUAUUACAAAAAUGGUGUCAAACGGAACAAGGAUGGAAGUGUUUUUGGAGAGUUGGCUUAUCUCAAUAUUGUCAAUAGGCUUUUACCCCCCGAUAUCCGCAUUGUUGCAUGGGCACCUGUUCCCGAGGAUUUUAAUGCUCGAUUCCAUUGUGCCUGGCGUGAAUACAAAUAUUUCUUUCCAAAGGGUAUCAUUGACAUUGAUCGGAUGCGAACAGCAGCGACCAAGUUUCUGGGCACACAUGAUUUCCGCAAUUUUUGCAAGUAUGAUUCCUCCAAAACGAUUGUGAACUAUGAUAGAACUAUUAUGGCCAUCUCGAUCGAUACUGUUCCUGAACAUGAGUUCCCAAUGACUCAAGGUCGUGAAUUUUAUCAGCUGACGCUCAGAGGGUCAGCAUUCUUGUGGCAUCAGGUGCGAUGUAUGAUGGCUGUGUUAUUUGCAGUUGGACAAGGUUUAGAGGAGCCUGAGGUGAUUGAUCAAAUGAUGGAUAUUAAACAAUGUCCUGCAAAGCCCAAUUACGACAUGGCUUCUGAUCUGCCUCUUGUGUUCUACGACUGUCAUUUUGAGAAUGUUGAAUGGCAAUAUCAGAACGAGGUUGAUCUGGUGAGCGAUAUUACACCGUUACGUCUGUAUCGGGCAAUGGAGGAUCAAUGGUCAUGUUAUGUGACCAAGUCAUUGAUGUAUUCGAGGAUGUUGCAACAAUUAGACAAGGCCAUGCUGCAUAAUCUUCCAGAGAGAGGAGAUAUGACCUUGUUAGGCGAAUACGCUCAACGAAAUGCCGCUAAAGAAAACAAUAUUUCGCUUGGUGGUGAUCUACGCAUGUUUAUGGGCAAGAAGUACGCUACUCUUAUGCAACGUCAAAAAUGCCUUCCUACAGAGGUGAAGAAUAAGAGACACCAAGAAAAAAAACGACUGAAGUUGAGUUUGACAGGGAAUACUAGUGAGAACAAUAGUGCGAAUAAUAGUGAGAUGGAUUCUCCAAUGCCCUUGAUGUCUACACUAAGCACUGAGCAACCUAUUGCUGCAACCAAGUCACCCAUAUCAACCGAUUUAAAAGAGUAA